This is a messenger RNA of Trypanosoma theileri, 372 nucleotides long. RefSeq lists its product as uncharacterized. The transcript has a single exon. The annotation marks the transcript as partial. NCBI's taxonomy places the organism in Eukaryota, Euglenozoa, Kinetoplastea, Trypanosomatida, Trypanosomatidae. The record is from RefSeq and is a predicted model, not a curated record.
AUGCCGCUGCUUCUCCUGCUGUUGUUUCUGUGCUGCGCCAGUGUGUGUGUUGCGCAGAAGGACGGCGGCGUGCGGUCGACUGGUGUUGUGCGGGAGUUGCCCCGCAAGGGACAGAGUGGUGUGCAGGCGUACGCCGUCUCCACACAGAAGAAGAAUGAGAAUGAAGGAUGGGAGCUGAUCCGCAUUGAGGCGUUAACGGAGAACUUGGAUGAACAUUCAUUGUUAUGCAGUAAGGUAAAUGAGACAAAGCACGAAGAAAAAGUUAAAAGAGAAAACCGUUUUGGGGAAGAUGAUGGAAGAGCAGAACAUACGAAGGUAACAGUCGAAGAUGAUAAGAAGUGCGGUUAUGAACGAUUGCCACUGGAGGAAAGG